UAUAUUUCAUGCCAUUGCAAAUAUGAAAUGAAUAUUUCAUAAAAUUAAAAAAAAAGUCUUGUUUUCAGUACCCUGGCCAGUGACCCGCUUUUGUAUUCAUAAGUCCCUCCUGCCCAUUCACGUCUUUCUUUUUAUGUAUAAAAAUCCAUUAAGUGCAAAGACGAACGAUUCAUUUCAUUUUAACAUCAGUGUUUUCAGUCGGUUGAUGACAUUUGUUUAUUUUUUUUAUUGUUUCUUGUAAGAAUAUUGAGAUUUAAGUUUAAAUUCUAAAACAGAUUUUUAAAUUCCAUGUUAUUUGUUGAUUUUUCGGUGCACUGCUUGGUUUUGAGCUCGAAGUGCCGCUGUUGGCUAGUUUGUAUCAAAUACACUGCAGACUCGUUUUACCUCCCAUCACGUCUUUAUUUUAGACAGAGAAAGAGAGAGAAGCGAAAUGUAUGGUCGAUUCACUCAUCGUCCUGGAUAUCUACACAAUUUUCUUUCUUUGAAUAAUUCAUAAUCCUCGUGGAAUUUUUUUUUAAUACGUUAUUUUAUGGAAUACAAUAUAUUUUGGUUCUUAGGACUUUGCCUGUGGAUCACGUCGGACAAACAAUGAGAAGGGAAGUGCUGUUGUUUUUCUCGGCCCAUUUCGUCUGCUCGGUGCUCGGUCAGGUCAGCUACUCCGUUCCCGAGGAAAUGCCGAAAGGUUCUCUAGUCGGUAAUGUUGCUGAAGAUUUUGGUUUGGAUAUUAAAAGGCUAAAAACAGGAAAAGCUCGAAUAUUUAGUCGAGACGGCGAUAAAUAUGUUGAGCUGCAUAAUGAAAGAGGCGUCCUUCUCAUCAAAAACAGAAUAGACAGAGAGACGCUGUGUGGACAAACGACGCCCUGUUCGCUGCAUUUCCAGAUUAUAUUAGAAAAUCCCAUGGAAUUUUAUAGUGUUACUCUUGAGAUUACAGAUAUUAAUGACAAUCCUCCUUCGUUUGAAAAAAGCGAUGUGAAAUUCAAAAUAAGAGAAUCGGCUGUCCGUGGGGCUAAAUUCAUUUUAGAUCGUGCUUUUGAUCUCGAUGUGGGCGUAAACGGAUUAAAGACCUAUACACUUGAACCAAAGGAGCAUUUUGUGGUCAAGUUACAUGAUCAGGCAGACGGUUCCAAGAAUGUUGAAAUGAUUUUGGAGAAACCGCUUGACAGGGAAAAACGGGAACACAUUUCUUUGGUUUUGACUGCGCUGGAUGGGGGAGAGCCACAGAUGACUGGAACAAUGCAGAUCCUCAUCACUGUUUUAGAUGCCAAUGAUAACGCUCCUGUUUUUACACAACCGGCUUAUAAGGCUUCAAUCAGAGAAAAUUCCCCGGUAGGAACAGUUGUAAUGGCAGUCACGGCGACAGAUGCAGACGAAGGCUCCAAUGGUAGAAUUACGUAUUCAAUAUCUAGUAUAAUUGAAAAUGCGCGCGGGGUAUUUGGAGUAAAUGCUGAAAGUGGUGAAAUUACACUGAGAAGAGAUGUUGACUAUGAAAAAGUUAAUUCGUUUCAAAUGAAUAUUCGUGCAAGUGAUGAUGGUGGCCUAGAAGACUCUUGUAAAGUGACGAUUGACGUAAUAGACGUAAAUGACAAUCAACCCAGUAUCGAAAUUAUAUCCAAAUCAAACGUUAUAUCAGAAGAUGCCACUGUCGGUACUGUUGUGACGAUGAUAAACAUAGAAGACUCAGAUUCAGGAGACAAUGGAAAGGUCCACUGCUAUAUAAAUGAAAAUAUACCGUUUCUGAUGAAAUAUUCAACUGGAGAAUUUUAUAGCUUAAUAACAGAGAAUGAACUAGAUAGAGAAAUAGCAUCCGAGUAUAACAUCACAGUGACCUGCUCUGAUGAAGGAGUACCUUCCCUCUCUAGCAGCGUCACUGUCACUUUGCAGAUNUCCACCUCGUUACUCAGACACUUUGGGAACAGGAACUCUGCCACACGUGUACAAUUAUGAGGUGUGCAGGACGACUGACUCCAGAAAGAGUGACAAUAAGUUCGGAAUAGCUGGUAGUCAGAACAUGUUGAUAAUGGAUUCCAGUUCUACAGGGACAAUGCAGCGGAUGCAAAGUGAGAAGAGCAUCCUGGAUGAACCCGACUCUCCUCUUGAG
Messenger RNA from Poecilia latipinna (sailfin molly), 2098 nucleotides. RefSeq names its product protocadherin beta-16-like. Bases 589 to 1944 code for a protein of 451 amino acids. Gene Ontology annotation, biological process: homophilic cell-cell adhesion. The transcript has a single exon. Gene Ontology annotation, molecular function: calcium ion binding. The record is from RefSeq and is a predicted model, not a curated record. Gene Ontology annotation, cellular component: plasma membrane. Lineage: Eukaryota; Metazoa; Chordata; Actinopteri; Cyprinodontiformes; Poeciliidae.